AUGUCGUUCAUUAUUCUCGCCGCUUCUAUUGCUGGCCUGGUCGCCCUCUACCUCUACCAUGUCAACCGAGCAAUGACUAAAGUCCCGGAGGAAGCUCGUCUAUUAUCUCCGCGCCGCUGGACCGUUGAGGAAAUCAAGGAAGCUUAUCGAAAGGCGAUUGAGUCCCCGGUAGAUGUGACCAAGAGCCUUCCUCCGAAGCAACAUAGACGAUACAUCGUUGUGGGCGGAUCAGGACUUGUUGGAAAUUGGAUCGUAACCCAUCUUCUUGCGCGCGGCGAAGACCCGACUGCAAUUCGCGUCCUGGAUCUUCAGUCACCCCGUCAGCAAAUCCUCGACCAGGGAGUGGCCUUCGUCAAAAUCGAUAUCACCGAUGGAAAGGCCGUUCAGGCUGCAUUCGCGCAACCCUGGCCGCAACAGGUCACCAGCCUUCCAUUGACUGUCUUCCACAAUGCCGCCGUGAUCAGACCUGGAGAGAGACACAAGGCCUUUCUCCAAUUCUGCACCAGAGUCAAUGUUAACGGGACCCGGAACGUCCUGGCCGCGGCAAAGCAACACGGCGCAAGCUGCUUCAUCUCGACCUCGUCCGGAUCCGUGCUCCUCCGCCGUCCAUCGUUCUGGAUCGCUCCCUGGACCAAGUGGCCCAAGCGCGUCGUGCAGAUUAUCAGUGAUGCGACAGAGACGCCCAAGGAGCACGACCAGUUUUUUGGCAACUACGCCGUGUCCAAAGUCGAGGCCGAGCGCAUCGUCCGCGCCGCCGACAGCCUCGAAUCCAACUUCCGCACGGGCUGCAUCCGACCCGCCAAUGGCAUCUAUGGCGUCGGCGACACCACCAUCACAGGAAUGUAUUUGCUCAAGGGCGGAGCUCCAAGCUGGACCUACCCCGUCAUCCAAAGCUUCGUCAAUGCUGAAAAUGUCUCCAUCGCCCACCUCCUCUACGAGCAGCGCCUCCUCGAGCACACCACAUCCCCAGCCCAGCUCCCCAACAUCGGCGGCCAAGCCUUCACCGUCACGGACCCCAACCCCGCCAUCGCCUUCAGCGACCUCUACCUCCUCAUGACAACCCUCGCUAAGACCCCCAUCCGCUUCCCGCGCGUCGCUCCCGUCCCCUUUCUCCUUCUUUCGUAUCUGCUGGAAUGGUACGCCCUCCUCCAGCACCUCUACCUGCCCCGUCUCCUGCCAAGGAUCACGGGUGAUCUGGCGCAGCUCCAGCCCGGUCUGUUCGCCAUCUCGGACGUGCAUACUUUCGCGGACGACUCGCGCGCGCGCAAGGUCCCCGCCGACGGGGGGCUAGGCUACGUUGCGCCCAUUACGACGUUGGACGGGAUGUGCAAGCAGGUGCUGGAAUGGAAUCGGAGUGCUGGGGCGGAGACCGUUGCUGCGGUUGCUGCUGUUGGUGGGAAAGGGGUGGUCAGUGUCUCUGAGGAGGGGGUGGAUGUGAAUUUGGUGGUUCCGUCGAAGAAGUUGUGA
Messenger RNA from Aspergillus lentulus, 1467 nucleotides. Its product is annotated as putative 3-beta hydroxysteroid dehydrogenase/isomerase family protein. Gene Ontology annotation, molecular function: oxidoreductase activity, acting on the CH-OH group of donors, NAD or NADP as acceptor. Gene Ontology annotation, biological process: steroid biosynthetic process. The record is from RefSeq and is a predicted model, not a curated record. Lineage: Eukaryota; Fungi; Ascomycota; Eurotiomycetes; Eurotiales; Aspergillaceae.